Messenger RNA from Arachis duranensis, 1533 nucleotides. Its product is annotated as serine/threonine protein phosphatase 2A 57 kDa regulatory subunit B' kappa isoform-like. The transcript is spliced from 2 exons. Gene Ontology annotation, cellular component: protein phosphatase type 2A complex. The coding region runs from base 1 to 1533 and encodes 510 amino acids. Gene Ontology annotation, molecular function: protein phosphatase regulator activity. Gene Ontology annotation, biological process: signal transduction. NCBI's taxonomy places the organism in Eukaryota, Viridiplantae, Streptophyta, Magnoliopsida, Fabales, Fabaceae. The record is from RefSeq and is a predicted model, not a curated record.
AUGCUCAAGCAAUUUCUUAGCAAGAAGUCUCAAAAACCGCUAAAAUAUGAUUCGGAGAAGUCGAGUCGAGGCGACUCUUCACCUUCCACCAUUGAUUCGUCAUGCGCCCUUAGAACGGGCUGUUGGUCGCACAUUGAUGAAGAUUCCUUAGCACAAGCUAGCACCACAAAAGAAUCUUCAGUUCCAUUAUUUCUUUUGAUGAAUAUGACAGUUGGGAUUACUCAACCUUCCAUGCCAUUCAAGGAUGUUCCCAAUAAUGAUGAAAAGUUGAAUCUAUUCAUGAGUAAGUUGAGCCUUUGUUGUGUCACAUUUGAUUUUACAAACCCUAAUUGCAACAAAGACAUAAUGAUGCAAAGAGAUCUAAAGAGGAGAAUUUUGAUUGAACUUGUUGAUUUUGUGGGCUCGUAUGAUGGUAAUAACAAGUUUAAUGAAACUACCAUUCUCGCCAUGCGUGGAAUGUUUACCAUAAACCUAUUUAGGGUUUUUCCACCGAAUUAUAGUGACGAUGGCGAACCUAGAUUCGACUCGGCCUGGCCUCAUCUCCAAUUUGUUUACGAAUUAUUGCUUAAAUUCAUCACUUCACCGGGCCUAGAUGUAAAACUUGCGAAGAAAUACAUCGAUUAUUCAUUUAUAUUGAAGUUGCUCGAUUUAUUCGAAUCUGGAGAUCCAAGAGAAAGAGAUUGCUUGAAGACAAUUCUACAUAGGCUCUAUGGGAAAUUCACAAUGCAUAGAUCAUAUAUUCGAAAAUCAGUUAACAACAUAUUCUACAGUUUUGUGUAUGAGAAUGAGAAACACCGUGGGAUUGGUGAGUUGUUAGAGUUUUAUGGAAGUGUGAUUAGUGGGUUCACUUUGCCAUUGAAGGAGGAACACAAGAUAUUUUUGUGGAGAGUUUUGAUCCCAUUGCAUAAGCCAAAAUCUUUGGGAGUGUAUUUUCAGCAAUUAUCAUAUUGUAUAAUGCUAUUUAUAGAGAAAGAGCAAAAGUUAUCAAGCAUUGUGAUAAGGGGUUUGUUAAAAUAUUGGCCAAUAACAAAUAGCCAAAAGGAGGUGUUGUUCUUGGGUGAAAUUGAAGAAAUUUUGGAAUCAAUUCAUAUGGUAGAGUUCCAAAGGGUCAUGGUCCCAUUGUUUUGGCGAAUUGGGUGUUGCAUUAAUAGCUCACACUCUCAGGUAGCUGAAAAGAGUCUUUUGUUAUGGAACAAUGAGCGCAUUGCGAAUUUAAUUGCUCAAAACUGCCAAACAAUCCUACCUAUCAUAUUUCCAGCUUUAGAGAGAAAUAUUAAAAGCCACUGGAACUCAGAAGUUGUGACUUUAACUCAUAACAUUAGAAAGACUUUCUUGGACAUGGAUAAGAAGUUGUUCCUUUCUUGUCAUUCUCGACUCAAGGAGCAAAAGGUCAUUUUGAACUUAGAAGCUGAGAAGCGAAAGGAAGCUUGGAAACGACUAGACCAUGUAGCUAGUCUCAAGCAUCCUCUCAUUGGAAAUAAUAAUCAUAAUAAUUCUACUAUUUCUUCAUUUUCUCCUUCUAAGACCUCAUGA